Lolium rigidum is the source of this 2347-nucleotide messenger RNA. RefSeq lists its product as uncharacterized. Bases 1 to 2121 code for a protein of 706 amino acids. Gene Ontology annotation, molecular function: protein binding. The record is from RefSeq and is a predicted model, not a curated record. The transcript is spliced from 3 exons. NCBI's taxonomy places the organism in Eukaryota, Viridiplantae, Streptophyta, Magnoliopsida, Poales, Poaceae.
AUGGCGACGGAGUUCGAUUCCGGUGGCGGAUCGAAGGAGCGGCGGACGGACGAGGAAGGGGAGCUAGCAGCGGAGGAGGACCGCAUCACGGCUCUGCCGGAGGCGCUGCAGCUGCACAUCCUCGGCCUCCUCCCGUUCAAAUCCGCCGUCCGCACGGGCGCGCUCUCCACCCAGUGGCGCGCGCUCUGGACGCGCCGCUGGCCGGCGCCCUCCUCGCUAGACCUCCGCCUCGCCCCGCACGAUUCGCCGCAGCCGCUCCUGGACUCCCUGGAGCGGCGCGGGCGGCGGCGCCUGGACCGGUUCUCCAUCUCGUUCCACACCGGCCAGCUCAACGACGAGGAUUUCGGCCGCUGCCUGGACUACGCCGCCGCCUGCGCCGUCGCGGACCUCGACGUCGUCCACCUCUCCAACUCCAGGUCUCCAACCUCUCCCACUCCAACUCCCCAACUCCAGGUCUCCAGCCCCUUCCGCCUGCCGCCGGGCGGCAACCCACACCUCGCGCGCCUCUCCGUCACCGGCACCUGCGUCGACUACUUCCGGCACCAGGAGCACCCCUACCCUUUCCUCAAGGCCAUCCACCUCCACCGCGCCACCGUCUCUGACGCCACCCUCCUCAACCUGCUCGCCGCAGCCCGCCCCCUGCUCCGCACACUUGACAUACGCUACUGCAAAGACCUGACCUGGGUCAACCUCGCCAUAGCCGGGCCUAACCUGAAGAACGUCGCCGUCGUGGAGUGCGAAUCCCUCACCGACUUUCUCAUAACCAACCCGUCCAGCCUCCGCUCCUUCCGCUACAGUGGCGCCUAUCUGGCCGCAAACCUAAUCCCGGCCAGCUCUGCCAUCGACGACCUCUACAUCUGCUUCGGGGGACCUGCCUGCCGCCCGCUGAGACAUCGGUGGGUAGUAUACAACAAACACAAUAGACCAGCAGUGCGCGGAUAUUGGCUUCAUAAACUUGUCAACCUCUCUAAUCUCACCGUGCUUACCCUCUGCAGCAGCGCCUUGCGGAGAGUUUCUGCCAAGGCUCGUGCCAGGUCAACAGCCGGAAAUGCGGCCUCGUGCAAAUUACAGAAUUUGAAGGAGGUGCAGCUGCUCAUGUUCGCAAUGUACAACGAAAACCUGGAUGACAUUAUGGCUUUCCUCAUGACCUGCUGCACCCCUCGGCUGGAGAGACUGUUUGUGCAGCUUCCAACAAGGAGAGAUCAAUAUAAGCCAGAGGAAGAACCAUCGGAAUCAGAGGUAGAAGCAUCAGAAGAUCUGUCCAACGGAGAAGAGUCUGAGGAAGAUCAAUCAGAGCAAGAUGAAUCAGAGGAGGGGUCAGAGGAAUAUCACGCAAACGAAGACGAAUCAGAUGAAGAUGGUUCAGAGGAAGAUCACUCACAAGAAGACGACUCGGAUGAAUAUCACUCACAAGGCGACUCAGAGGAAAAUCACUCGGUAGAAGAUCACUCGGAGGAAGAUCACUCACAAGAAGGCGACUUAGAGGAAAAUCACUCACAGGAAGACGAAUCAGAGGAAGAGGGGUCAGAGGAAGAUCACUCGCAAGAAGAUGAACCAGAGGAAGAUCACUCACAAGAAGACCACUCAGAGGAAUAUCACUCCCUUAGCGACUCAGAGGAAUAUCACUCAGAAGAAGAUGACUCGGAGGAAUAUCACUCACAAGAAGGCGGCUCAGAGGAAAAUCACUCACAAGAAGAUGAAUCAGAGAAAGAUCGCCCAAAGGAAAAUGGGUCAGAGGAACAAGGGUUUGCGGAAGGUCAAUCAAAGGAAGAUGGGUCAAAGAGACAUCUCUCUAAUGAAGGAGAACUAGUGGAUGAGACACAUAAUGGCUGUGAAAACCUUAUGUUGCUAAAGAUGACGAAUUUCAUGGGCCAUCACAAUGAAAUGCAGCUAGUAAGCUUUGUGUUGAAGAAGUCUGCUUGUCUCAACCAAUUGAUGUUGUUUACUCCUGAAAGUGAUCACCAAGGAAGGCCCCAACAGGAUCAUCUGAAUACAUCCGAUUUUCUUCAAACACAACUACUGGCCCUCGAGAAGGCCUCUCUAAAUGCCCAGAUAAUCCUGAGCGAACCUGAUGUUGAUGCUAUCAAGCCGUUGCAUUCGGAGACAUUUGUCAAGGUUUAGUUAUUUGUCAAUGGUGAACUUUUGAUCAGAUAAUGUUAGAUAAAAAAGGCUAGUAACUUUGAGGUAAUAUGAUGUGCCAGCUAAUUGGCAAGAGUCGCAGGAUUAUCUCAUUUGGUAGUCCAUGAAUGAUGAAGGGUGAUAGAGUAUUUUGUUCAAGGAUCACCGCCUUAUGCUGUGUUACUUAAUUAAACUAUUUCAAGUAUCUUGUUUACUGUCCAGUCUAAGC